GACAGGCGUACGACCGGGACGCGACGUCGACCACUACAAUGAAAUUGUAGAUUUUUCAUUGUUUUUUUUUCUGUAACGUCAAGGGUAGAUAAAUUCCCAAACGACCGGGUCAUAAAAGUGGCCGGCGUCCAUUCAGUCAGUUACUCGCGCGCUAUCGGUUCGGUGUGUUGGUAAGACACUGCUUAGUUUAUUUCGGGUAAAGAGUGAAUCGUAUACAGAUUCAAACUGUUAGUUUUGCAUUCGGAGUACAACAUCAACAAAAAAUGACUUCUCAAGAGACGAAUGGUGAUUUAGAGUGCAAAAAGGUUGAAGUUGAGAGCGACGUUAAGCCUAAGAUUCCCGCCUGGUUGGAUGAAGCAUUCUUCGAGGAUAUAUUUGUAGACAAACAGCAGCUGGAGCAGGGCAAGUUUAAGGUCAAAAUCAAAGCUCUCGUUCCGACAGGUGGAGCCGGCGAGAACUAUACAUCAUUACUAUACCGUGCCGAUGUCGAUGCAGAGUGUGAAGAUGGUACCGUCAAAAAUCUCCGAUUAAUUUUAAAAGCAAUGAUAUCUAAUCCGGACCUGAAACAAUUCAGCGUAUUUGUUAAAGAAAAGACUGCCUAUGAACAGCUUCUACCGACGUUGGAGAAACUGUGGGCAGCAACUGGGACAAGCGUAAGCUUUGGUCCACUUGCUGGAAGACGGUGGACGGAGAUGUGGAGAUCAUUGUGCUGGAUGAUCUGUGCGCGAAAGGCUACAAGGUUGCGAACCGCCAGCUUGGUGCCGAUUGGAACCAUGCUCGUGUCCUGCUGGCUAAGUUGGCGAAAUUCCAUGGGAAUGGUGCAAGAGGAAGGGAAACCCUUGUUUGAACAAUACAUAAAGCUAGUAGAACCAGUCUUUUUGAAGUCAAUAGAAGCGUGGCCAGGGCAUGAAGUAUAUCAGAGAAAAAUGUCAAAAGCUUUACAAGGGUUAUUCUAUAAAAUGAUGGAAGCAACGGCGAAAGUUGACACAGAUUUUGUGACGCUCUGCCACGGUGAUGUUUGGACUAACAACCACAUGUACCACUAUCAGGGAACGGAUGAACCUGACGAUGCUCUCCUGAUUGACCUCCAAGGACCUUACUAUGGCUCGCCAGUUUGCGAUCUUUACUACUAUCUCAUAUCAUCGACCACGCUUGAUUUGAAAACGAGUCAGUUUGAAGAGCUUAUUCAGUAUUACCAUUCGUGUUUGGUAGAUAGUUUACAAAAGUUAGACUAUCCGGAACGUAUUCCUAGUCUUCGAGACUUUCGGAUAGAGAUGCUGAAAAGAGGCUUUUUUGCAACGCAGUGUCUGUUCGGAAUUCUGCCCGUCGUACUGGCGGAUAAAAAUGAAAAUGCUAAUUUUGAUGGCUUUUUCGGUGAAACUGAAGAAAAUGUUAAAUUUAAAAACGACGUUUACAAUAAUCCACUUUAUCAGCUGCAUCUAAAGCCACUGUUGAAAAUGUUCGACCUUUGGGGUUUGCUUGAGUAGAAGGUUUUUUCCAGUGAUACAAUUUGUUUCCAUCGUUUGGUGCUGUACAUCAGAAAACAUUCCAUGACUGUAUGACAGUCACCUUCAGCAGUAUUCUAUUAUAUACGAUGACAUUGUUACUUCAAUAUGAAAACAAUCAGCGUCAAAUGCAGCCGUACCAAUAAAUUCCCAUUGAUUUGCUUAA
Wyeomyia smithii (pitcher-plant mosquito) is the source of this 1671-nucleotide messenger RNA. RefSeq lists its product as uncharacterized. The record is from RefSeq and is a predicted model, not a curated record. NCBI's taxonomy places the organism in Eukaryota, Metazoa, Arthropoda, Insecta, Diptera, Culicidae. The transcript has 4 exons. The coding region runs from base 264 to 1487 and encodes 407 amino acids.